AGUCGCCCGGGAGCGCAUCGCUUAGAGUUGCUGACUUGGAAAUUGGCACCCCUAACUUGGUACGAUAGUGUGCGUGAGAAAUUCGGUGGUGGCGGCGUGGGACUUAGUAAGCCAGAUCUAAUCUAUACUGGGGUAGAGAGAUACAAACUACAAACACGUUCAUCGGGAAAAAUUAUCAUCGACCUUAAUUUGAUUUAUCGAAAUUUCGCUAAAUUUGGUGUAGAAUUUAAGUGAGCAGAAUUCUCAAAAUACAAAAUGAAGUUAAUACUCUUGCCAGCACAGUUCUUGCUGUUGCUACAAGUUACGAGUGCAGUGAAAAUUGGUAUAUCGAGAAUAAAUUUGGACAUAACUAGUACCACAACUACAACAACAACCACAGAAAUGCCACUAAGCGCCACAGAGCCCACAACGGUAAUUGAUUUGCUAGAGAGUACUGCAACAACCGAUAUUACGGAGCCAGAAACAGAGAGCACUACACCUACAACAACAACUACAACCUUUAAAUCAACGAAAACAACAACAAUAAAACCUAACUUUACGAUAUCCCUAUUUCCACCACGUCUACGAACUACAAAAUCACCAAAAAUUACCACAACAACUAUUGUUACAACAUCAACAAUACAACCUACUGUAGCAAGCACGAUUGCCACCAAUACAGUAGAGGAUACCCCCAAAGCUUCAAAUGUUAAAGCUCAUUCAAGUCCAGGCGUCUACUAUUGCAAAUGUGAUCUUCUGCUGGAUGCAUGCGAUAUCAAUUGUUGUUGUGACAGAGAUUGCUCACCGGAAGCAUUAAAUAUCUUUGAUUGUAAUGAUGCGCCAAUGCAGAAACAGUUUAGAAGUCGCUUGGAAGAAUUUCAAUAUCAACAUGGACUGCCGUCGUGCAAAGUAAACGAUGGUUGGCUGUGCGUGUUUCGGUCAAAUACGCGAAAGGAGCGACAGAAGUCUCCCGAAAUCGAUUUGAAUACAAACCAUUAUUACAAAUGGCCUACACUCAUUUGGGAUACCGUUGCCGAACAACACUCUGAAGGAAAUUUGAACGCUUACAGAUAUGGAGACCCACUGCAAUUUCUAAAUAUGAAAACAAUGACACUAAAACAAUUUGAUCUUCCAAAUACUUUUCAACCGCCACACUGUCAAAUAAUGGAAUCUGUCAAAUUUUUAAAACCAUACAAAGCCAACUGUUUAGCUGUCACAUUAGAAGAACUACAAUUAAGCGCACGAAAUAUAAUAAAUUUUAUACAAAAUAACAAAUUACUCUUAAAACCCAUCAGCGAGGCCAACGAACCGGGUUAUAUUACGAAUAUUUUAAGUAAUUUCAAGUUAAAAAUUUGUGAUGUAGAAAAGUGUGACAUAAUGCCACUAAAUAAUAGCACUGCUGUAGAACAGCGGCUGCAAUUCUUUUACCCCGCAGAGAUAAAAUUUAAGCUAUUACAUAACUACACACAACUGCUUGGUGGCUUGGUGGAGUUGAACGUUACAAACGGCACGCAAAAGGGACGAGAAUUAUGGCAAACAUACCACUUGGAAUAUAUUUACAAAAACUUAACGGUAAAAAAUCUCAAUAAGGAAUUAAACGAGACCGCUUUCGAAAAAACUGCAGUCAAACUCACCUCUGGCGCUUUGGGUUACACACAAGGCAAACCCAUAAUUAUAGCACGUUUUAUAGCAAACAAUGAAAGUGCAGCUUUGUCACAAUCUAAUCAAGUUUUAGAUUAUUUUCAUGUGAAUGCCACAAAAGCAACUGCAAAUCACACAUUUUCCUUAUUCACCACACAUCAAAGUCUGUGUAGACACGUUGCAGCGCCGGAAAAUCUCAUCAAUUAUGGCAUAAAUGUGCUGAAGCAGUGUAAGCUACGCUUUGGCAAUGAAAGUCUCACGAAAAUUCCACAAAAGGAACGCAAUUUCACUGAAAUGUGCCUGCAACUACAAACCCAAAUCAACGCACAAUUAUUUGUUGCUGUUGAUUUUGAAUUUGAUGAAAAAUUUCCGGACUUAUAUAUCUCUCAAUUGGGACGUCCAGCAAAUCGUAGCGACAAAUGGACGCCAUUAAAAGUAGAAAAUCAAAAUUUCGCGCCCAUAAGUGGUGAAUUUAAUGCGCAAACACAGAGUUUCAGUUGUCGCAAUAUGUUGUUAAAUAUUGCUUACGAGUUCCUAGUGGGUCAAUUCACCGAAGCGGGUGUGGCGCAACAGGCGUUGGUGAAGCAUGCCACAUUGUUGUUUGGCGAACGCAAUGAUUUGGAAUUCGAAUUGGAUGAAGUGAUCGAGGUGCCGCUCACGGUAUCCGUUAUGUUCUUUGAUUACUCUAAAGAUGUCUACAACUCUGGUGUUUUGCGAACUGAAGUCGGCAUCUUGUGGAUUAUUAUCUUAAUGAAUUUUAUAAUUUUAUAUACGAAUAAUUAACUAUUUAUAAAUUAACUGCUAAAUAUUGUAGUAUAUAGUUACUAGUAUUAUGAGUACGUAAUUAGUAUGCAAUGAGCAUAUAAAUAAUAAAUACAAGUGGAGAACGUA
This is a messenger RNA of Zeugodacus cucurbitae (melon fly), 2508 nucleotides long. RefSeq names its product B9 domain-containing protein 2. The transcript has 4 exons. The coding region runs from base 256 to 2400 and encodes 714 amino acids. The record is from RefSeq and is a predicted model, not a curated record. Gene Ontology annotation, cellular component: MKS complex; ciliary transition zone. NCBI's taxonomy places the organism in Eukaryota, Metazoa, Arthropoda, Insecta, Diptera, Tephritidae. Gene Ontology annotation, biological process: cilium assembly.